This is a messenger RNA of Coregonus sp. 'balchen', 241 nucleotides long. NCBI's taxonomy places the organism in Eukaryota, Metazoa, Chordata, Actinopteri, Salmoniformes, Salmonidae. The record is from the annotation of a GenBank genome assembly.
GGCAUAGAGGUGGACCCCCACACAGCCCUGGCCCUACCCCCAGACUCCAAACAGGCCAAGGAGGAGGACCCCCUGUUCCUAGCCUCAGACGAGAUGACAAUCAGGAUAGGUAGAGCAGGACCGCUCUCAGGCAAGCCUCCCUUCAUAUACCCACAUCAUCAUCAGCAACUUCCCCAUCUACUGUAUUUCUCAAACAAACUAUGGCAGGGGCUCAACUGAAAAACCACUCAAAACCACCCAU